This is a messenger RNA of Branchiostoma belcheri (Belcher's lancelet), 937 nucleotides long. RefSeq names its product sperm surface protein Sp17-like. The record is from RefSeq and is a predicted model, not a curated record. The transcript has 4 exons. Bases 173 to 514 code for a protein of 113 amino acids. Lineage: Eukaryota; Metazoa; Chordata; Leptocardii; Amphioxiformes; Branchiostomatidae. Gene Ontology annotation, biological process: negative regulation of protein neddylation.
UCCCGAACGUGCGGCGAACAUUGCCGACAGUGUGACGCCUAGCGGACAUACAGACAUCACACUCACAGUCCACGAAAGUAUUAUGAAGAAGAUGAAGCCCGCUGUUGUAGCCGAUGAAAUGUUCCCAGAAGGAGCUGGGUCCUUCAUGGAUCUGGAAGAGGAAAUUUGAGCCAUGAACUUCCGCGGAGUGCCCCCGGGUUUUCUGGACCUACUGGAAGGUCUGACUGCAGAAGUGGUCAGGAACAGGCCCACAGAUAUAACCACGUUUGCCUCCGAACACUUCGAGAACCUCUUGAAACUCAGGGGAAACUCAGGACAAGAGAUUGUUGAGGAUACAGGAGAGAGAGAUCAUACUGAUACUAGAGAGGGCAACUACAGGGAGCAAGAACGUGUACUGUCACAGGCGGGUGGGUCGGGUGGUCUGAUGAUGGAGCUGGCAGCCAAUGAGAAGGCAGUACACUCAGAUUUCUUCAAUGACUUUGAUGACUUAUUUGAUGAUGAGGACCUUUCCUAGCAGUGUUGAGUCCAGCUGGGGGAAGCUAUGGAACAUCUGCCAUCUACACAGCCUCCAGUUUACAUGUCGAUUUGUUCUAUCAUUGUACAUACAAGCUAGUCUUUUGGACCGUAGCUAUGGUGCUACAUACUUGUACAUGUUGGUGUACAUGUAUUAUCUAAGUUCACUUUCAAGUUUGUACCACAUUUGUUAUUCAUUGUAUGUAUGUCUUGUUAUUUUUGUAGUCUAUUUCUGCUCAUCUCAUCAUGUUACAAAGAUGUGCACAUGUAAAGAUAUGUAGGCUACCAUGCUAACAUACAUGCUAACUGCAUUGUAUGUGGAAGUAUGUCACUGUUCCUCAUUGCUAAUGUUUGUAAAUGCUCUCUAUUUGUAUCAUAUUUCUUCAUGCACACAUUAGAUUCUCAAUAGAUCAGAGGAAUAAAA